GAUGAAGUCCUGACUUGACUGACAAAUUCAACAAAACACUUGCUUUAUUUAUAUAAAAAUAGAUGAAGAUUCAGAAGACGAUUACGAAAACCACCCUCUGAUGGGUAUGGCUAGUCGACCGGGAUCGGCACUGAGCAUUCACAACAGCAUGGGAGGCAACGGCGAGACCUCGCUCACGCUCGAAUUCUCGGACAUGGCCUCCGUCUCCGGCCACGGCGCACACCAUCAUCACAGCCAUCACCACAACGACGCAGUCGCUGGUGCCGGACAGGCCAAUUCUUCUAAUGGGGUGGGUAAGACUCAUCGGUCGACAUCUUCGGCAUCGUCGCUCUCGGGUGUGACGGGCGGCAGUAACAGUGCCGCAGGAUCAGGAUCGGAUUAUAAACGGAAACGGAAGCGUCGAGAGAUGCAGCCCGUCAAUAAGAUCGUGGACUCGCCCGAACCCCAUGUGGAUCCGUAUCUGUGGAAGAAUAACGGAAAUACAACUCAGAAGAAAACUGGGUGCAAGAGUAUUUAUUAUAAAUGUUCGAAUAGCACCGCCGGAUGUACUGUGAACAAGACGGUGACGGAAAAGGAGGGCGGCGGGUUCGUGACCAAGUACCGUGGCGAGCAUCUUGAGGACUGUAUCCGGCUCAAAAAGGCCCAGCUGGCCGCCCAGGCCGCCCAGGCUGCCGCUAAUGGACACCACUCAAUACAUAAAGAGCAGUGAAUUCAUGAACCCCUGAACAAAUCCUCACACGACACAUUCAUACACACAUUCUUGUAACAUAAGCAACAUAACCUGACACCACCAACUCGAUCCACAUAGUAAAGCGCGCAUUGUCUCAA
Messenger RNA from Gamsiella multidivaricata, 828 nucleotides. RefSeq lists its product as uncharacterized. The transcript is spliced from 2 exons. NCBI's taxonomy places the organism in Eukaryota, Fungi, Mortierellomycota, Mortierellomycetes, Mortierellales, Mortierellaceae. The record is from RefSeq and is a predicted model, not a curated record. The coding region runs from base 101 to 709 and encodes 202 amino acids. Gene Ontology annotation, molecular function: DNA-binding transcription factor activity; sequence-specific DNA binding. Gene Ontology annotation, biological process: regulation of DNA-templated transcription.